AUGUAUUUUUGGAACAAGCUAAAAGAGAGGGCAACCAAAUCAUCAAGCUGGUGGCUGCACCUUCCCAGGCGGAAGGGACUUUCAGUGCAUUUCCCCGCUGGGAUUCUCUCCCUUGCAGGUGACGCUGAUGAAGCCCCAGGAGCCCCGGGCGGCACGGGGCUGGCACUGAGAGCUCGGUCCACCUGCAGGGGUCGGCAGCGUGCGCUCCAGCUUUUUCCGGGCUGGGGCGCGCGGCCGAAAAGGCGUGGAGGGCGCGGCUCCGGGCCGGCCGGGAGACGUCCCAGCACCGAUGACGUCCCCGGAGCCCGCGUGCCGUCACAAUGGCGACGCCGGGCCCUCCCCGAGGGCAGCUGGCCGCCGGCUCCAGGCGCCCCAUUCGUGAGCUGCGCUGCCCGCAGCCGCUCGCCGUGCCCCGUGCCCGAGAGCAGCCCCAGCAGCAGACUAGCUCAGCCUCGUCGCGCUCGUCCUCCAAGGCUCACAGAGGUUUGGAGGCACGCGCCUGCCAGCAUGGACGGAGCCUGGGUGGGGACGUGGAGACCGCAUCGCCCGCGCGGCCUCAUCUCGGCCCAGUUCCCCAGCCCCGGGCCCCAGUACUCCAUCCCGGGGACAACAGGUUUCGUGGGCCACAGCCCCACCAAAGCCCGUGCCCCCGCGUACACGUUUCGCGGGACCAAGCCGCCUGCGGCCGAGAGCUGCGGGCCAGGUCCCUGCUACUUUGUGCAGCCCGCCGUCACCAGGAACGGGAAGCACGUGGCUCCGAGCGCCCACCUUUGUGGACGCCCCACGACGAAGACCACCGUCACCCCCGGACCCAGUGACUACCGCACCGAGGCAGCCAACAGGCACGUCUUCAAGUGCCCACCGGUGCAGUCCAUGGCCUUCCGGCGGGAGCCCCUGCGCACAGACCGCCCUCCAGGUCCGGGCACCUACACGCUGCCCAAGCUGAUGGGCCCCAAUACAGCCUACACGGCGGCCAGCCCCUGCUACUCCAUGAGGGGAAGGAGCCAGCGCGGCCGCUUUGACGAAGACCUUGCCAAGACUCCGGGGCCCGCGGCGUUUCCCAAGGUAGCUGUGGAUGCCUACAAGACCAGGGCGCCCGCGUACACCAUGGCGGCCCGAUCAAAACCUGCAGAGGGCAAAGCAGUGAAGCCCGGGCCCGCAGACUACAACAUAGGCCGGGUGACGCUGAUCAAGCCCCGGGCGCCUGCAUCCACUUUUGGAAUCCGGCAUUCCCUCUACACAACCCCUCUGAUUGUGGAAUAAAUCAGCCACGUCUGGAAGGCCGCCUUUGCUUUCCUGGCAUGGGAGGGGCCGGGAAGACACCAAUCAACUGCCGGUUUCCACUUGAUUCCAUUUCCAUCUAUGGACUGCUUCCAUUUCCAUCUAUGGACUUGAUGCCAUUUCCAUCUAUGGACUUGAUGCCAUUUCCAUCUAUGGACUUGGGCUUUUGCCCAUUUUACUUGAACAAUUGUUAGCAAUUGGAGUGAGUCAUCAAUAAAAC
Molecule: messenger RNA, 1501 nt
Organism: Tympanuchus pallidicinctus (lesser prairie-chicken)
Lineage: Eukaryota; Metazoa; Chordata; Aves; Galliformes; Phasianidae
Product: outer dense fiber protein 3-like
Exons: 7
Coding region: 1-1263 (420 amino acids)
Cellular component (GO): cytoskeleton
Source: RefSeq, a predicted model, not a curated record